UAACAAACAGCGGCAGAGAGGAAUCAGAGAUGCAAUCCUCACUCUCAUGCUCUCCUGCAAAAACAAACUUCAAAAUUCAUCAUAAACCACAAAACCCAUCUCUAUCGUACCCGAAUGUCAUCGUUUCAUUUCCUAAACCUUCCAUUUCAUCAUCUUCCAACUUAUCACUAAGAUCCCUAUCCCAGAAAUUACCCGAUAGAAUCACCAACUUGCCGGCUUCCAAUCGUUUUCGAAUUCAUUGCGUAGUUUCAUCAGAAAGUAACGGUGCUGGCACCAAGAGAAGUCUCAGAGAAUGGGUUGAGUGGGUUGGUGAAGUGAUUUCCACAGCAUUUCCGCUAUGGGUUUCUUUAGGGUGUCUGCUUGGGCUGUUCAAGCCAAGUUCUUUCAGCUGGGUUACGCCCAAGUGGAGCAUUUUUGGUCUUACUCUUACUAUGCUUGGUAUGGGUAUGACUCUUACUCUAGAUGACCUUCGAGGUGCCCUUGCUAUGCCUAAAGAGCUUAUAUCUGGAUUUGUGCUCCAAUAUUCGGUUAUGCCCUUAUCUGGGUACUUUGUGAGCAAGCUCUUAAAUCUGCCAUCUCACUAUGCAGCUGGUUUAAUAUUGGUUGGCUGCUGUCCUGGUGGUACAGCAAGUAACAUUGUCACAUAUCUUGCCCGAGGAAAUGUCGCGCUUUCCGUGCUGAUGACUGCUGCAAACACUCUGUCAGCUGUGAUUAUGACCCCCUUUCUCACGGCCAAGCUCGCUGGGCAAUAUGUUGCAGUAGAUGCAGUUGGACUGCUAGUCUCAACACUGCAGGUUGUGCUUCUUCCUGUAUUGGGUGGUGCAUUCCUAAAUCAGUAUUUCCAUGGCCUUGUUAAAUUUGUUUCUCCUUUGAUGCCGACCAUUGCGGUUGGAACUGUCGCUAUUCUGUGCGGAAAUGCAAUUGCUCAGAGUUCUUCUGCAAUCCUUUCAUCCGGUCUGCAAGUGGUGUUAGCUGCAGCCCUUCUUCAUGCAUCUGGAUUCACCUUUGGCUAUAUCCUUUCAAGGGCACUCGGGCUCGAUGUAGCGUCAUCACGAACCAUUUCUAUUGAGGUUGGCAUGCAGAACUCGGUUCUCGGAGUGGUUCUUGCUACUCAGCACUUUCAAAAUCCAUUGACAGCAGUACCGUGUGCAGUGUCCAGCGUAUGCCACUCAAUAUUCGGUAGCUUGUUGGCCGGAAUUUGGAGACGCAAUGUGCCGAAGCCGAAGCCGAACCCCGAGUGACAACGACAUGCUAUGUCGAUUUUGUAUGCAUAUU
Messenger RNA from Hibiscus syriacus, 1275 nucleotides. Its product is annotated as probable sodium/metabolite cotransporter BASS1, chloroplastic. The record is from RefSeq and is a predicted model, not a curated record. Gene Ontology annotation, cellular component: membrane. The transcript is spliced from 7 exons. Lineage: Eukaryota; Viridiplantae; Streptophyta; Magnoliopsida; Malvales; Malvaceae. The coding region runs from base 30 to 1241 and encodes 403 amino acids.